AUCACGAUCGGAGGUCUAGGACUCUCGUGCAAUUAGAUCAUUCAGUACCGAUUCUAGCGAUCCAAAGACACGUCCCACCACUGGUGAACAAUCACCAAAACCAUAAAGAAAAUCCCAAGACCCACAUAAACAUCCGGUGACCAACAAUCACCGAGAAAUAAAAGCCCCCGAAAACCCAAAAAAAACUGAAAUUCGAUCGCUCGACCUCUCUGUGACUUUUCAAUCAUCCAUUAUAUUUCAGAGUAGACCCAAGUGUAUGAAUUUAGUGUUGUGUUAAUAAACCAGAAGGAAAGUACAAAUAAAACCGUCUAGUGCUGCUGCGCACUGAGUUUAACAAUCCCCCCUCGUUCGCGUCCCUUCCUUUGUAGGCGAAUCCAGUGUUGCCCCCGCAUUUUGCUAUGUGACAGAUAUUACGGGGCACCCAGUGUGCGCGUACCCCACGGGUCGUAAAAAACGCCAGUUUAAAUUCCUUAUUUUCACUUAAUUCCAAACAAUCGUGAGAACUUUCGAACAAGAGUGAGAGAGAAUCAUCUGCCGGGCGCACACACGUUCGAGGGGACGUUUAGGUUUUGGUGUGUGCGCCUCUGAUAUUUUUCUACGCUUCAAUCACACGGAGGUCAGCCCCGGGAGAAGUCCUCUUUGUCCUUUUUUUUUCUCUUUUUUUUCCAUUAAUUUCCGAGGAGAAAUGGAGUGUCCACAUCUAGCGCAGAGCGUUCGUCUUGGUGGAGACGAUGUUGAGCCGAAUUACGGAGGCAAGGAACUUCCGUUCGUCUGCGCAGUAUGCGGCACGGAGAAGAGUACUUGGUUGUGCCUGCACUGUGGUACAGUACACUGUGGGCGUUACGUGGCUGGCCAUGCCCUGCAGCAUCACGAAAAAAAUAAUCAUCACUGUGUGUGCAUUGACUGCGAGAAUCUGGCGGUGUUCUGCUAUUCAUGUGAUGAGUACGUAGUUAACGACACAUCAACAGGCCAAAUAGAAAAAAUACGCCAGACUACAUUCCAUAAAAGUGAACAGAAAGAGAACGACGAGAGUUGGAGUUCAUCAGCAUCACCAGACCUAGACAGUGGUAACGGUGAUAAUGAUGAUUCCGAUGCACUUUGGAAGACUGAAGUUGUAGUAAGAAAUUUAAGACCACGAACUAGAAAGAGAUUGCACUCACUCGAUGGUACCAGUGGCGAUAAUCGACCAGUGACAAAACGACGUACAUCCAAAAUAACCAAAGAGAAGAAAGUCGUUGGUCUGAGAAAUCUUGGAAAUACGUGUUUCAUGAAUGUUGUACUUCAGUCCUUUAAUAAUAUCAGCCAUUUCUGUGAAUAUUUAACGCAAAUGCCGAGCUUAGAGGGAAUUGCAUUUGAUGAGCCACCGACACACAGGGGGAGAAUUGUGGCGCCUGGGAGGGCUAAGGAAUUAAGUGAUGCGUUACUUGCUGAAGAACUGAGAAAAGUACUUCUUAGUUUGAGUCUAGGUGGUUCAAAUGGCCAAGCCAUAUCUCCCGAGUGUCUUUUCCUCGUAAUAUGGAAAGUGGUGCCACGUUUUAGGGGCUACCAGCAGCAGGACGCUCACGAAUUUUUGACUUACAUGCUUGAUAGACUUCACACUGAGCUUCUCCAGCUACUGCCAAGACUGGGUCAUGAACCACUUGGGCUUAGGGGUAAACAGAGCAUUGUCACUGCCGUUUUUGGGGGCACGCUACUCAGCGUGGUCCACUGUAUGAACUGCCGAACAGAUUCUAAGACUCACGAGCCAUUUCAAGAUCUCUCACUGGACAUUCCUGACAAACUGCAACGGAGAAAUGCAACCAAGGAGCAGGAGGAAGUGUGCAGUCUCACCUUCAGUCUAUCACGUUUCUUCAAGGUCGAGGAGCUAGCCGACAGUGAGCUGUACUUCUGCGACAACUGCAUGGGAAAGCAGCGCUCCACCAAGCGAUUCUGGAUACACAGGCUGCCUAACGUGUUGUGCCUUCACAUAAAAAGAUUUAGGUGGUGCAAUUCCUAUCGCUCCAAGGUGGACACCCAGGUGGAUUUCCCCAUGGAGUCACUCGAUAUGUCCAUGUACACAGUUCGAGGCUCAACUGGGGGUAAAAUGGGGCCACAAAACGGCCAUCUCUAUGAUCUUGCUGCUGUUAUUGUUCAUCAUGGAUCAGGAGCUGGUACUGGACAUUACACUGCCUUUGCCGUCCACGACGGCCAAUGGUUUCACUUCAAUGACAGUAGUGUACGUCCAGCAAGCACCGAAUCUGUCGCCAAGUGUAAACCCUACAUUCUCUUCUACGUACGACGUGAAUUUUCAAUUCCACCGCCAUUGUGACAUCGUACAAUUAAAAUCAAUGAUGACGGUGAGAACGACGAGGAAGAGGACGAGGAGGAUAGCGUUCACGAUAGCAUUGAUAACGGAAUCGAGAAGAAAUGAGAUAAUUUACGUCAGUAUUUCUUCCCUUUCAAUCCCCUUUCAACGAGAUGAGGAUCGACAUGCUUUUGAAUAUCGUUGAUAACGAUGUAUUCGUCGGCUCUCCCCCUCCCCCACACACAUCGUCAGAUCUCUUUCUCAAUGAAUCUAGAGUGCCUCGUUCCGUCGAUUACGCGUCGUCGAUUGUCAUGUAAUUAAUUUUCGAAUCAUUUUUUCAUUCGAAUUUCCACGAAAAGUUGUGACGCGUCAGUUACGUCUUGCUGAAUGUGGAAUUAUCUAGAUAAGGAGUGUAUUUGUGGGAAAAUAUCAUGUGUGGGAGACAUUUGUGUUGAGAAUUUUAUAAGUCACAAAAAAGAUUUUUUGACAUUUUUUCUCAAUGUAAGGGUUCCGGAGAUAUCGACGAACUUAUUAAUUCGCAAUUUAUGAAAAUUCCUUUAUAGUCUAAAAGGAAGUUUCAGAUCAUUUCGCAAAUAUUUGUUGCAAACAAAUUAUUUUGACAUUUUUCUCUUAAUCCAAUAGCUGUAGAGAUAUUCGCGGAAUUAUCUCUACAAAAUUCGAACGAUUUCCGUAAUUGUCUGUGAGAAACUCAAACUAUUUUGCAAAUAUUUCCAAAACUAAUUGACUCAGGAGACGUCAGAACACAUAUUUUGAGCAUUUCAUAAGUCACAAAAAAAUUCUCUUACAAAAUAUUCGCAAGAAUCAUCGACAAGAAAUUUAUGAAAAUUCCUUGAUUAUUUUACAGGCAAAAUCUUAUGACACCUCCUCCCCAACCAUUCUAUUCUAAAGAUAUUUCCAUAUUCUCUAGACAAUUCCCAUCUGACUCGUUACAUAAUCUCUCUAACUACUCCGUCCUGCUUGCGGACAGGCAUCUUAGCAAAACAAAGCAAAAAUAAUGAUAAGAAAUCUAUUAUAAAGAAACACCGAGACACCAUGGAAGCUUUAGCCAAACCAAAUUGCUAAAAUGAGAAGCCCAUAAUUCACUGAAUUAAAGAGAAAGAACUGUCACAAAGGUCUACUACUUCUCCCUCCUCGUCCCCUCUCCAUUCGCAUCUCCGACGUUUAGUUUCUCUCGAACUUAGGUAGAAUGAGCAAAUUCUAUAUUUUUCUAGCUACCGGAACGUUAAUAGUGAAGAAAAGAAUGAAGUAAGAGUUGCCAAUCGUUUUUUAAGUACUAAAAAAAAUUAAUAGAAAAAAAGGUAAUUCAUUGUGAUAUAGAGAAACGAAGGCAUUAAAGGUGUGUUUAAACAUGUGGUCGUAAAAAAAAAGUUGUAUAAAUCGAACAUAUAGUUAUUAUUAUGUAUGUGUAUAAAUAUGGAUGUGUAAUUAUUAUACGUGAAUGUGGGAAAAUCUGAGUGAUUAAUCUAAAGUAAAAGCAACAGAAUACAUUUUGCUUAUUUGCGUAAUGAUCUUGCGGUGUCACGGUGGAUUAAAAAAUUCAUUCAUUCAUUCUUCAUUUCAUUUUCUAUUCUUUCUCAUUUUGAUGAUUAUAAAGAUAGACCAGACGCUCAAACACUUGAAGAAUCACUCGUGAAUUUGUGGACUUUUGAGAAGAAGAGUUGAGUUGAAUAAUUUCAUGCAAUAGAAAUUUGCAAAUAUCUUUGGGAUGAGUGGAUUUACGAGAAAAUGUUGAGAGAUCUUUUUUGUGCGAAAUUUCAUAAGCUACAAAAAAAAUUUUUCCACUCAUCUUCUUAGUCAUUUAAAUCCUCGAAUUGAUUCAAAAAAUGACAAAGAUUAUUUGAGCAUCGCGGGCAGGUGUUUACGAAUCAUAUUCUUAUGUCAUCCCCCAUGUCUGCGCAAUGACCUGAAUCUCCUAAGCAGGAAAAAUAAAUGAAACUGCGCAAAAUGAUGAUUCCCCACUUUUCAAUAUCGCUUAAUCCUUUGAAUUUGACCAGGGGGCAAGAAAAUCCAGCGAUAAUUCCCCUCAUACUCUCCCCUAUCACUCGUAAUUCUGUCAGAUAAAGUGCGAAAACAAUGAAAAAUGCUCGACGACUCUUAUGUGAUUAUUUAAAGACUUAUUUUUUCUAUAACGAAGUAAUCUUAACAAUUAAAGAAAGGAAGAAAACAAUAAAACUAUAACGAUAAGUUGAUGACACAUUAGUCCAUGAGAAACAGUUUAUUGAAGUGUAAAAAUAAAAAAUAAAAAUCGACGAGAUGAAAAAUGACAAAAAUUCAA
Molecule: messenger RNA, 4580 nt
Organism: Diachasma alloeum
Lineage: Eukaryota; Metazoa; Arthropoda; Insecta; Hymenoptera; Braconidae
Product: ubiquitin carboxyl-terminal hydrolase 3
Exons: 7
Coding region: 686-2308 (540 amino acids)
Biological process (GO): protein deubiquitination
Cellular component (GO): cytoplasm
Molecular function (GO): cysteine-type deubiquitinase activity; zinc ion binding
Source: RefSeq, a predicted model, not a curated record